GGCACAAAUAAAUACCAAGUACAAUUUUAUUUUAAUUUUGAUUUUGUAUUUUAAAUAUUGGUUCUUGAUUCUUGGCAAUUUCAUUUGAUCAUUAAAUAAAAAAAGAUUGCAUUUUUACAAUCUUUGGUUUAUAUAUCUGAUUGGUUUAUGGGGUUUUGGAUUUGAAAGAUUGAAUUUUUAGAUGUGAAUUAUAAUAAUAUUGGCAUUUUGGGAUUUGUUUGGGUUAUUUUCUUGAUUUGGGUAUAUGAGGUGAUCUUGGUAUAUGUUGGAUUCUACAUUUGGUGAUUUGGGUGGUUAGCUUGAAUCUUUCUAACAGCUUCAAGGAGUGGAAACAGCCUCCAGCUGAAAUGCAGGUGUUUAGCUUGUAGAGGAAGUGAAUUGUUUUAUCUCACUUGGGAGUGAACUGGUUUACGAACCUGGAUCUUCUGGGAUACAAUUUUAGCAAUUUAUUGAAUUUUCGUGCAUCUCUUUUGGGAAAGUGCAGUUAGAACAAGUUGGUACCGUCUAGGAAGAAUUCUUGAAAUACUGGUAAUUUUGAUUGAUGUUUGGAGAGUUUGAUACCAUCUGAGAAAUGGUGUAAAUUUAGCUAGUUUUUGGCGGUGGUGAAAUGUCAGUAGUAGUUUCUCCACCUCCAAGUUUUGCACCAUUUCCUGUUCCACCGAUUGUCUUGAGUCCACCUCCUCAGCUUUCUUCUCCGGCCCCUGCAUCUCAGCCUAAUGCGACAGCACCACCUGUGUCUUCUCCUCCUCCAAUCUCACCCCCACUAUCUGCUCCUCCCCCGACCUCACCACCACUUCCACAAUCUCCUCCUCCAAGUAAAGUGACAUCGCCACCUCCAAGUAACGCGACAUCCCCUCCUCCAAGUAACGCGACUUCACCACCUCCAAGUAACGUGACAUCCCCUCCUCCAAGUAACGUGACAUUUCCUCCUCCAAUGGCUUCCCCGCCCACAGCAUCCACUCCUCUAACCAAUGAUCCACCUCCAGCUGUUAGCCCUCCACCUAGCUCGCCUUCCAGUUCACCGCCACCUCAAUCUUCUCCUCCGCCUUCCAGUUCACCACCACCUCAAUCUUCUCCUCCCCCCGAUAGUUCUCCUCCACCUACCCCACCAGUUAGUUCGUCACCACCUCCAAAAGUAGAGACUCCAUCUGUCUCACCUCCCCCACAACCAACUCCUCCUACAAGUUCAUCUCCACCACCUCCAAAAGUUGAUCCUCCUCCUACCUCACCUCCACCACAAGGAACCACUCCUCCAAGUUCACCUUCACCACCUCCGAAAGAUGAUCCUCCACCUGAUUCACCUCCACCACCUGCACAGAAUCCGGAUCCUUCUCCACCACCACAAUCUCCUAAACCUCCAAAAGGUUCAUCCCCUUCACCACCCACUAAUUCACCUCCUUCACCACCCGCGAAUUCACCUCCUUCACCAGCAUUUGUGCCACCACAAGGUUCACCUCCUGCCCCAGCCUCUGACAAACCUAAUAAUUCACCACCUUUACCUGCGAAUUCACCUCCAUCGCCAGCAUUUACGCCACCACGAGGUUCACCUCCUACGUCAUCCUUGGAACCUCCUAAUAAUACACUUCCUUCACCGCCAGUUGCUCCAGGUGGAACCACUACCAAUUCAUCCAGUAACAAUGCAGCAGAUCGCUCAAACAGUCCAAGUAGCGGCAUAGGACCUGGAGGUACAGCUGCCAUUGGUCUCAUUGUUGCUGUUUUAUUGCUUAGUAUUAUUGGACUAGUGGGUUGGUGCGUAUGGAAGCGAAAGAAAAAGGCUAUUCGUCCCAAUGGCGGGGAUGUCAUGCAAGCCUCUGUUGGCUCCACCCCAAAUUCUGAUUCCGUCUUAUUGAAGGUACAGGAAUCAUCACCUGAGACCGGAAAUGGAAGUGGCAACAAAUUCCUAAAUUCUUCUGGAGGAUCUAAUGGCUUGGGAAAUCCACAGAUAUGGUUUACCUAUGAAGAACUUGUUACUGCUACUAGUGACUUCUCAGCAGAGAAUCUGUUGGGGGCGGGUGGAUUUGGUUCUGUAUACAAAGGUUGUCUACCAGAUGGGAGGGAGGUAGCAGUAAAGCAACUAGAUAUUGGUGGGCGCCAAGGGGAUCGGGAGUUCAGAGCUGAAGUUGAAAUCAUUAGUCGAGUACACCAUCGUCAUUUGGUUUCCCUUGUAGGUUAUUGCAUUUCUCAGAACAGAAGGCUCCUUGUUUAUGAAUAUGUCCGAAAUAACACCCUUUACUUCCAUCUUCAUGCGGAAGGAAGGCCUGUUAUGGAUUGGACAACACGUGUUAAGAUUGCUGUUGGCGCAGCUCGUGGAAUAGCUUAUCUGCAUGAAGAUUGCUAUCCUCGUAUUAUCCACAGAGACAUAAAGUCGUCAAACAUUCUUUUGGAUAAUAACUUCGAGGCUCGGGUUUCUGAUUUUGGACUAGCUAAAUUGGCUCAGGAUGCAAAAUCUCAUGUUACAACACGUGUUGUCGGAACAUUUGGAUACAUGGCUCCUGAAUAUGCAUCAAGUGGCAAGCUGACUGAAAAAUCCGAUAUAUAUUCUUUUGGGGUUGUGCUUCUGGAACUAAUAACUGGACGGAAGCCUGUUGAUACAUCUCAGCCUUUAGGGGAUGAGAGUCUAGUUGAAUGGGCUCGGCCGUUGCUUAGUCAUGCCCUUGAGAAGUUGGAGUUUGAUCAGCUGGCAGAUCCACGCCUAGAGAAGAAUUAUGUUGUCCCUGAGAUGUUUCAACUGAUUGAGGCAGCUGCAGCUUGUGUACGCCACUCAGCUGCAAAGAGGCCAGGGAUGGGACAGAUCAUGAGAGCUUUUGAUAACAUGUCUAUGUCUGAUCUGACAAACGGGAUGAGAGUUGGUGAAAGUACAAUAUAUAACUCUGCAGAACAAUCUGCAGAAAUAAGAUUGUUUCGAAGGAUGGCAUUUGGGAGUCCAGAUUUUAGUUCCGAUUUUUUUAGUCAAGGUACACAACAUAGCGGAGAGUCAGCUGAAGAUAGGGUAUAAUACACAGCUAAAGGUCUUUGCUAAAGCAAAUGUAUAUGUAUGUCAGUAUGUGUUUAUAGAUCAAAGGUAGCUACAUUGAGAAGUACGGUUUGCAUCUCCGAGGUGAUUUUGGCCCGGUUUUGUAAGUAGAUUGCUUUUUGACUGGUUACAUAUAUAGGCCAAUCUAUUGUUGUAGCAAUUUUUCCUGUAAAUAACAUGAAUUUUUUUGUCAUCUCCAAUAUAUUUGUUCUUUCAAAGGUUUA
Messenger RNA from Capsicum annuum, 3237 nucleotides. RefSeq names its product proline-rich receptor-like protein kinase PERK9. NCBI's taxonomy places the organism in Eukaryota, Viridiplantae, Streptophyta, Magnoliopsida, Solanales, Solanaceae. Gene Ontology annotation, molecular function: ATP binding; protein kinase activity. The record is from RefSeq and is a predicted model, not a curated record. The coding region runs from base 608 to 2995 and encodes 795 amino acids. Gene Ontology annotation, biological process: protein phosphorylation. The transcript is spliced from 10 exons.